CCGUUUCGCGCCGUGACACUGACAUCCAUACUAUCGCUGCUGGAUGAUCCAUGGACGGGCACAGCCGGCGAGACGUCUUCUCCCUCUUCCUUCGCACUUGAGCUGAUCAAGGACUCGAUACUCCCAAGAACUUGUGGCCAUAUUCUUAAUUUCUCCGAUCUCCACCCUCAAAAAUGUCCAGGAUGAACAGGGCGGGGCGCUUCGUCAGAAGACAGGACGAUGGCGGCGGAAUGGACAUGGACAUGACAAUGGGCAGCAUGUCCAUGGGAGGGCUGCCAAAACUGCUCGACUUCCCAUCCUUCUAUUGGGCUGUUGUGGGAACCGCGAUCGGCAUCGCAACUCUUGUCAACCUGUCUAACUCUAUCAUAUACCGUCAGAGGCUUUCAGCUGCCAGCAAUGGCGACGCAAGACCCGCAAAGCCAAAAACGCUUCUCUCCAGAACGUAUGCGACCAUCACUGCGAUAACGCGAGAGGCGUCGAAUGCCUCAGUACGAAUUCCCUUUAAAGGACGCGCUUUUAAGCUACCAACGGUUGGCCGGACCAGCUUGGUAGUCGGCAAUGUCGUGCUUCUUGUUGUUCUGUCAUUUUACGGACUCGAUGUUAGAGACCGAUGGAAGUACGAAGAUAUUGGCUACCGGAUCGGAUUUGUGAACAUGGCCCAGCUCCCGUUGAUUUUCUUGCUAGCCGGGAAAAACAACAUUAUCGGAUUCCUCUCUGGAAUUAGCCAUGAGAGACUGAACUGGCUGCACCGCUGGACUGCCCGAUGUCUUCUUCUCACCACCACGAUCCACAUGGGCUACUUCUUUGCAGAUUGGGCGCCGUACGAUUACAUCAUCCCUCAGAUCAGAUCAGCCCCCUUGGUGAAGGAGGGAGUGAUUGCUUGGGCUGUCCUGCUCUGGAUGGUCAUCAGCUCCAUGACGCCGAUCCGCGGGUUGUACUAUGAGGUGUUUGUAAUUCAGCAUCUAGCGUCGUUCGCUGUGUUCCUCUACUUUGUGUACAAACACACGCCUGCAGAGGUCCACGUCUACAUUUGGAUCCCCAUUGGAGUCUUCGCUUUCGACCGUGUGACACGGGGUUUAUAUGUAAUAUACACAAACGUGUCCCUCUUUCACCCCAAGCAACGGCAAGCUGGGCAGAUGUCUGGACUUUGGGCGUGCAAAGCGGAAUUUACGCCGCUUGCACACGAUACCACGAGGAUCACUAUCAACAACCCACCGAUUAGCUGGUCACCUGGCCAGCACGUUUUCCUGUCCUGCCACUCAAUCGUUCCACUUCAAAGCCAUCCCUUUACCGUUGCCUCGAUCCCAGAGGACGGCAAGAUGGAAUUCCUCGUAAAGGCGGAGAAAGGCGGAACCAGACGAUUCUUCAAGCACGCGGAGAAGCUGAGCGGGCUGCCAAGUGCGUCUCCAAAUUCCAAGCCCAAAUUAAGGAGUGUUGCUAUCGAAGGGCCAUAUGGUUGCCUUCGACCACUUCGACAAUUCGACAGCGUGGUGCUACUAGCCGGUAGCACCGGAGCAACUUUCACCGUCCCGUUGCUUCGGGAUAUUGUCCAGGGGUGGAAAGAAGUCGCAACAUCGACCAAUCAGAAGUCGUCGAUAUUCAGUAAACCAAAGGGUGCUGUAACACGACACAUCCGCUUCGUGUGGGUUGUCAAGUCUCGGGGCCAGCUUGGCUGGUUUGCCGACCAGCUCUCGGGCGUCUUCGAAGACAUCGAGAACCUCAAGUCCCAAGUCAAGGGGCUGGAUGUAGACAUGACUAUCUACGUCACUUGCGACAACUCAUUCACGGAAGAGCACAAAUCUCUCCUUUCAUCUGUCAGAGCCCCAGCUAAAACAAACUUCCGAGGUGCUGUAGAGAUGGUGGAUGGUGACCCAGACGAGAAGUCCGGCAAAAAGUACGAAGAGACGUAUGAUGCUCGAGAAGUCGGCUCUGAAGACUCGUCGCUCAGGAAAACCACACCACAGACGUCCUGCGGGCCAGACGGCGAAUGCUGCUGCAGGGACACCGUCGAAAGCGAAGAUGCAAUCGGUCCCGCGACCUGCUGCUGUUGCUCCUCAUCCCCUGCCACCAUGGAUCGCGCGCUAUCAGCGGUAUCGUCAAGCACUAAGGGGUCAGCAAAGCAAAUGCUUCACCCCGACAUUGUCGUCAUCAGCGGCCGGCCGCAGUGCCACAGCGUGAUUUGGAAGACGCUAGAGCAGGCGCUGGGCGAGAGCGCGGUAGUCGUUUGUGGGCCACAAGGCCUUGUAGCUGAUGUCAAACAGAGCGUGGUGGCCUUGAGCGAUGAGCGGGCGGUGCACAAGGGUACGGGGGCACAGGGGAUAUAUUUGCAUACUGAGUCUUUUGGAUAUUGAUGCAGGGUUGAUGGGACUGAUGUUCUAGGCGUUUGGGGUUUCGCUCAAAGCAUUAGGCGGCGUUGUUGCAUCUUGGGAUACGAAGAAUAGCGGCGGUCGAUAGACGCCGAGACUUGCGUUAUGAUAUCCGUUACGUGAAUAUGAACAACAGCUUCUCUAUUUAGAAAUUUAAGAAACUUGUUGCAGAAGCCUACCAC
Mytilinidion resinicola is the source of this 2548-nucleotide messenger RNA. Its product is annotated as ferric-chelate reductase. Gene Ontology annotation, biological process: intracellular iron ion homeostasis; iron ion transport; copper ion import. The coding region runs from base 174 to 2351 and encodes 725 amino acids. The transcript is spliced from 2 exons. Gene Ontology annotation, molecular function: ferric-chelate reductase activity. Gene Ontology annotation, cellular component: plasma membrane. The record is from RefSeq and is a predicted model, not a curated record. NCBI's taxonomy places the organism in Eukaryota, Fungi, Ascomycota, Dothideomycetes, Mytilinidiales, Mytilinidiaceae.